CUGUGUGUACUGUGUUCUCCUGUGCACUACGUGUGUUCUGUUGCGUCCUGUGCACUGCGUGUGUUCUCCUGUGCAUGCAGUGUGUUGUUGUGUACUCUUCUCCUGUGCACCACUGCAUAUAUGUUCUGUGCAGUGCGUGUCUGUUCUCUGCACUGUGUUCUCCCGUGCACUGCAUGUUCUCCUGUGCACUGCGUGUGUUCUCCCAGGCACUGCAUGUUCUCCUGUGCGCUGUGUAUUCUCCUGUGCACUGUGUGUUCUGUGCACUGUGUUCUGUGCGCUGUGUGUUCUCCUGUGCACCGUGUGUUCUGUGCACCGUGUGUUCUGUGCACCGUGUGUUCUCCUGUGCCGUGUGUUCUCCUGUGCCCCGUGUGUUCUGUGCCCCGUGUGUUCUGUGUACCGUGUGUUCUCCUGUGCCCCGUGUGUUCUGUGCCCCGUGUGUUCUCCUGUGCCCCGUGUGUUCUGUGCACCGUGUUCUGUGCACUGUGUGUUCUCUCCUGUGCCCCGUGUGUUCUCCUGUGCCCCGUGUGUUCUGUGCCCCGUGUGUUCUCCUGUGCACCGUGUGUUCUGUGCACCGUGUGUUCUCCUGUGCCCCGUGUGUUCUGUGCCCCGUGUGUUCUGUGCCCCGUGUUCUGUGUACCGUGUGUUCUCCUGUGCCCCGUGUGUUCUGUGCCCCGUGUGUUCUCCUGUGCCCCGUGUGUUCUGUGCACCGUGUUCUGUGCACUGUGUGUUCUCUCCUGUGCCCCGUGUGUUCUGUGCCCCGUGUGUUCUCCUGUGCACCGUGUGUUCUGUGCACCGUGUGUUCUCCUGUGCCCCGUGUGUUCUGUGCCCCGUGUGUUCUGUGCCCCGUGUGUUCUGUGCACCGUGUGUUCUCUGUGCCCCGUGUGUUCUGUCCACCGUGUGUUCUGUACCCCGUGUGUUCUCCUGUGCCCCGUGUGUUCUGUGUACCGUGUGUUCUCCUGUGCCCCGUGUGUUCUGUGCCCCGUGUGUUCUCCUGUGCCCCGUGUGUUCUGUGCACCAUGUUCUGUGCACUGUGUGUUCUCUCCUGUGCCCCGUGUGUUCUCCUGUGCCCCGUGUGUUCUCCUGUGCACCGUGUUCUGUGCACCGUGUGUUCUCCUGUGCCCCGUGUGUUCUGUGCCCCGUGUGUUCUGUGCGCCGUGUGUUCUCCUGUGCCCUGUGUGUUCUCCUGUGCCCCGUGUUCUCCUGUGCACCGUGUGUUCUGUGCCCCGUGUGUUCUGUGCACCGUGUGUUCUCCUGUGCACCGUGUGUUCUGUGCACCGUGUGUUCUCCUGUGCCCCGUGUUCUGUGCCCCGUGUGUUCUGUGCACCGUGUGUUCUCCUGUGCCCCGUGUGUUCUGUGCCCCGUGUGUUCUCCUGUGCCCCGUGUGUUCUGUGCCCCGUGUGUUCUGUGCACCGUGUUCUGUGCACUGUGUGUUCUCUCCUGUGCCCCGUGUGUUCUCCUGUGCCCCGUGCGUUCUGUGCACCGUGUGUUCUGUGCACCGUGUGUUCUGUGCACCGUGUUCUGUGCACUGUGUGUUCUCUCCUGUGCCCCGUGUGUUCUCCUGUGCACCGUGUGUUCUGUGCCCCGUGUGUUCUGUGUACCGUGUGUUCUCCUGUGCCCCGUGUGUUCUCCUGUGCACCGUGUGUUCUCCUAUGCCCCGUGUGUUCUGUGCACCGUGUUCUGUGCACUGUGUGUUCUCUCCUGUGCCCCGUGUGUUCUCCUGUGCACCGUGUGUUCUGUGCCCCGUGUGUUCUGUGUACCGUGUGUUCUCCUGUGCCCCGUGUGUUCUCCUGUGCACCGUGUGUUCUCCUAUGCCCCGUGUGUUCUGUGCACCGUGUUCUGUGCACCGUGUGUUCUGUGCACCGUGUGUUCUGUGCACCGUGUGUUCUCCUGUGCCUCGUGUGUUCUGUGCACCAUGUUCUGUGCACCGUGUGUUCUGUGCACCGUGUUCUGUGCCCCGUGUGUUCUCCUGUGCCCCGUGUGUUCUCCUGUGCCCCGUGUGUUCUGUGCCCCGUGUGUUCUCCUGUGCCCCGUGUAUUCUCCUGUGCACCGUGUGUUCUCCUGUGCCCCGUGUAUUCUGUGCCCCAUGUUCUGUGCACUGUGUGUUGUGCACUGUGUGUUCUCCUGUGCACCGUGUGUUCUGUGCCCCGUGUGUUCUGUGCCCCGUGUGUUCUGUGCACCGUGUUCUGUGCACUGUGUUCUCUCCUGUGCCCCGUGUGUUCUCCUGUGCACGCUGUGUUCUCCUGUGCCCCGUGUGUUCUCCUGUGCACCGUGUGUUCUGUGUACCGUGUGUUCUCCUGUGCCCCGUGUGUUCUCCUGUGCACCGUGUGUUCUCCUGUGCCCCGUGUGUUCUCCUGUGCCCCGUGUGUUCUGUGCAUCGUGUUCUGUGCACCGUGUGUUCUCCUGUGCCCCGUGUGUUCUCCUGUGCCCCGUGUGUUCUGUGCACCGUGUUCUGUGCACCGUGUUCUGUGCCCCGUGUGUUCUGUGCCCCGUGUGUUCUCCUGUGCACCGUGUGUUCUGUGCACCGUGUGUUCUGUGCACCGUGUAUUCUGUGCCCCGUGUUCUGUGCACCAUGUGUUCUGUGCACUGUGUGUUCUCCUGUGCACCAUGUGUUCUGUGCACUGUGUUCUACUGUGCACCAUGUGUUCUGUGCACUGUGUUCUCCUGUGCACCGUGUGUUCUGUGCACCGUGUGUUCUGUGCACCGUGUGUUCUGUGCACCGUGUUCUGUGCACUGUGUUCUCUCCUGUGCACCGUGUGUUCUCCUGUGCAGUGUUCUCCUGUGCACUGUGCGUGUGUUCUAUGCAGUGUGUAUUCUCCUGUGCACUGUGUUCUCCUGUGCACUGUGUGUGCAUGUUCUGUGUGCUGUGCAUUUGUUCUGUGCAGUGUGUAUUCUCCUGUGCAAUGAGUUCUCCUGUGCAGCGAGAGAACCAGACAGCACAGGUGAAGGACACAGCCAGAAAGGGCGCCACCGGAUCCGAAAGGCUGCUGGAGUGA
This is a messenger RNA of Pan troglodytes (chimpanzee), 2993 nucleotides long. RefSeq names its product proprotein convertase subtilisin/kexin type 5. NCBI's taxonomy places the organism in Eukaryota, Metazoa, Chordata, Mammalia, Primates, Hominidae. The record is from RefSeq and is a predicted model, not a curated record. The coding region runs from base 75 to 2993 and encodes 972 amino acids. The transcript has 2 exons.